ACCUUGCAACUUUUCUUAUCAAGCAGACCUUGAAAUCGCGAAGAUUGCGUUUGAACACGAGAUCAAGUUCUUUUUUACACUUCUCCGCCUCCGAAUUAAACACACAUAAAGCCAUCGCUUCAGUUAUAAGUCAGUGAAGCUUCGCAAAGUAGGACGCAAUGAUUUAACUUUUGAUAUUGUGUGGCUACGUCGUGAAGUCGUGGCAACCUGUCCAUUUAAGGUAACAUCUUUAAAGGCUGUAAAUUGUAGUUUAACUAUACUGAUUUUCUGAAAUCUACUUUCUCGGAUUGCGAACUAGAACAGGAGCAAGCCCAAAUUCCAACCGAAUGACUCAUUGUAACUAACUGGAUUAGAAAAAUAAGAAUAAUUUUCAGUUUUCCGAACACGAACUUCUGUUUGUAAUUAAACAAUCCAAUACUGCAUUGGAAUAAUUCACUGCAGCGUCAUAAUUUACACAUAGAAAGCACAUUCACACUGGUUCACAUAUCGUGGAUUGAAUGUAUAAAUAGUCAAAACAUCUAAUUAACCUUCCUUCAUUCUCACUUUGGGAAAAUAUUCAGGGGACUUAUUUCUAAUCAACACGGGUCGAAUAUCGAAAUAUUAAUUUGUUUUUUUGAGUUGCAAGGUUUUUUUUAGCAUUUAUUAAAGCUUUGUCAGGUUUACCAAUAGGAGACCCAAACCGAAGACAAAAAGUAAAUAAUGUUCCAGAUUUUAAAAUAAUUGUAGUACAUAGGUUAACAUUGCAUACCAUAAACAUUUGUUUUAACAGCUGAUUUUAACGACGGAGCGUGUUUCUCACAUAGUAGAAACGUUUAACAGUUCUAAAUAUUAGUGUUUGCGCUAGAGGGCGAUCGUGCAUCUGGCAAAAUCACAUGUUUGCAACCAUUGGCUGAAGGGAACCGAAAGGGGGAUUUAAUUAAACCAAAGAAUAGAAUAGCUUUGAAGUCAUUCUGAUGCAUGGCUACAUAUGUAUUUUGCAAAAUAAAUUCAACAAAUGAUAGAGUGAAAUUGAGCAGUUGGUAGAGCGAAUAGUAUGACAGAUGGAAUUUUCUACAUUACCUUUUUGUGGCUGGAUAACUAAAAGCCACUGCACCCCACCCCAUGUGAAAUAAAUGUUGCAAGUCGUGCAUCAAUUUAUUCCCCUAUCCAAAAAUAUUGUCGGUGAUAAUUUGACGGAAAUAAAGAAUCUUCUUAACCACCAAAGCUCUGUAUGCAUGAAACAGCGCUAAUCACAUUGUAUAUCGUUUUGAAUUGAUAGAUUUAUACAAAGUAAAUACUUGUUUCAAAAGUAAGAAACAUACCAACCAAAUUAAAAUACUGAACAAUUUUACUCUUUCACUUUUGAGAAUCACAAUUUUUUUCUAAAGCCUAAAACAAGUAGUAUUGUUGUUUCAUGAGUAAUAAAUGAAGCCUCCUCUUUUCCUCUGGGAUUGUUAGGAACUCCCUCCCACCCACAUUCGCUCUGAUUGGUUACGAGACGAGACUUUCUAUUCUGAUUGGUGGAAGUUGACGUCAAUCAUAGUAGUAGCCGACGGAUUUUCAAGCUGUCGUUGGCGGUUUACACCAAGAAGUAAGAGAAAGAAGUGAGUAGGGCAGUGCUGUGCACCAAAGCGGGUAUUCUACAAACUUCCUGCUUUAUCAUCGCAAUAAAAACAAUAUACAUACAAGUUAUUGCAGAUUUGAUUUGGCUUCACACUGGCACAUGGAACCGUGCCUCCUUUUUCGAGCUCUGAGUUCUUCUCCGAAGUGUGUAGUGCUUCUGUUGUGAUCUGACAGCUAUGGGAGUCUCGUCUAGCAACAUUGCCGUUGGAAGACUUUGUUGAGAAUACAAAAAUUACUUGCAGUUUUGUUUUGUUUCCUUUAAUUUAUGCACAAAAUGGCGGAAGGUCGGAAGGAGAGUGGACUUCGUGGUUCUGAAGUACUUGGGGAGCCUGAGCCAGUUGGAGAUUCCCACAAAGCUUGGGGCACAACGGAGGAAGGCGAUUUAGAAGCUGUUGGAGGAGCGGUGGCAUGCGGAAAGGGUAGCAGGAGGAGAAGCGCCCUUUCAGCAGCCGGGGAUCGUUUCAGUCCCGGGGGAUCAGCGUCCAGUGGAGCAACAGGGGAUGUGGAAGCUUGUCUCAUCGAGGCUGCCAAAGCUACACCCCGCAGGAGUAGCAUCAUUAAGGAUUCUACAAGACAGAAGCAUGAGCAUAAGAAAACUGUAUCAUUCAGUAGCAUACCUUCUGAAAGAAAAAUUAACAGUGCCACUGACUGUAUUAGCUUCAUGCAGGCUGGCUGUGAACUGAAGAAAAUCCGUUCGAAUACUCGCAUCUAUAGUCGCUUUUUUACUUUAGACCUUGACCUUCAGGCUUUGCAUUGGGAACCUUCGAAGAAGGAUCCUGAAAAGGCUAAAAUUGAUGUUUCUUCUCUUAAAGAGGUCCGGGUUGGAAAAAAUACAGAAACUUUCAGAAGCUGUGCAGUUGUGGAUCAGAUUUGUGAAGACUGUUCCUUCUCAUUAAUAUAUGGGGAAAACUAUGAGUCUUUGGAUCUAGUAGCCAGUUCUGCAGACAUAGCCAACAUCUGGGUCACAGGCCUCCGUUAUGUUACUUCACAUAGUAAGCAAGCUCUGGAUUUGAUAGAAGGCAACCAAAAUACACUGAGGAACAAGUGGCUCUAUUCUGUGUUUAAACAAGCUGACGUAGAUGGUAAUGGAAUUAUGUUGGAAGACGAGGCUGUGAAGCUGAUUAUGCAAUUCAAUCAAGGUUUGAAAGAAUCAAAAAUCAGAGUUAAGUUUAGAGAGAUACAGAAGCAGACAGGAAAGCUAACCACCAGGGUAACAAAGGAGGAGUUUACUGAUGUUUACUGUGAUCUUUGCACUAGACCUGAGGUGUAUUUCUUGCUUGUGCAAAUUUCUGGGAAUAAAGAAUAUCUAGAUGCCAAAGACUUGAUGAUUUUUUUAGAAACUGAGCAAGGAAUCAUAAAUGCAACAGAAGAAAUGUGCCUUGAUCUUAUACGGAGGUAUGAACCUUCGCAGCAAGGUCAGAUGAACGGUAAUCUUGGCAUUGAUGGCUUUACUCAGUACCUGAUAUCAACGGAGUGCAAUAUAUUUGAUCCAGAGCACAAUAAAGUCUGUCAGGAUAUGACUCAGCCUCUAUCCCAUUAUUAUAUCAAUGCAUCACACAACACCUAUCUGACAGAAAAUAUCGCUAGAAGCCCUUCUGAUCUGCAUGGAUAUAUUAAGGCCUUAAAGUUGGGCUGCAGGAGUAUUGAGCUUGAUGUUUAUGAUGGUCCAAAUGAACCAAUUGUUAGUAAACGCAACAAUGUCACCUCACCAGUCAGCUUCCAUAAUGUCAUUAAAGUGAUUAAUCAGUAUGCCUUUGUAGCUUCAGAGUACCCUUUGAUUAUUUGUUUGCGAAAUCAUUGCUCAGUAGGACAACAAAAAGUCAUGGCUCAGAAAAUGAAAAUGAUCUUUGGAAACAAAAUGUUUACAGAACCACCAAAUUCAACAGCAAGCUAUCUCCCAUCGCCAGAGAAGCUAAAGAGAAAAAUUAUCUUGAAGGGAAAAAAAUUGCCACAAAACAUGAAUUUAUCAGAAGGUGAUGUAACAGAUGAAGAUGAAGAAGCAGAGGUUUCCCGAAGGUUAACAGAUACAUUUUUUGUUACUAAGCGGACCAUUCAUCUGUGUCAGGAACUCUCUGAUUUGGUCACUCUAUGUCAGCCUGCGCAGUUCAACAAUUUUCAUGAUUCAAUGAAGAAGCAGAAAUACUGGGAAAUAUAUAAUUUUAGUGAACCUGAGGCACGCACAUUGGCAAAUGAAUAUCCAGAAGACUUUGUGAACUACAAUAAGAGAUUUCUGUCACGAGUAUAUUCUGGCCACUUGGGUUUAGAGUCAAGCAAUUUGAAUCCACAAGAAUUCUGGAAUUGUGGCUGCCAAAUUGUAACCAUAAACUAUCAGACUCCUGGUCCAAUGUUGGAUCUUAACAUUGGUUGGUUUCGACAGAAUGGGUGUUGUGGCUAUGUGCUUAGGCCUGCGAUUAUGCGUGAUGAGGUGUCCUAUUUCAAUGCGUAUACUAAGGGAAUAGUUCCAGGAGCCUUACCUCAGGUUUUACAUAUAAAAAUCAUCAGUGGUCAGAUGUUUCCAAAGCCUAAAGGUUCUGGUACAAAAGGGGAUGUCAUAGAUCCAUAUGUGUAUGUGGAAAUUCGUGGGAUUCCUGCAGAUUGUGCUGAAAUGAGGACCAGGACUGUUCAUCUAAAUGGAGAGAAUCCUAUUUUUGAAGAAAGUUUCGAAUUUGAAAUCAACCUGCCUGAGCUUGUAACGGUUCGAUUUGUUGCUUUAGAUGACGACUACAUUGGGGAUGAAUUUAUUGGCCAGUACACUAUCCCAUAUGAGUGUUUGCAGUCUGGUUAUCGACAUAUUCCCUUGCAUUCAUUCACUGGGGAAGAAAUUGAACUUGCUACGCUUUUUGUUCACAUUGCAACAACUGACCGAAGAGGUGGGGGAAAGGCUCACAAGCGUGGAUAUUCAGUCAGAAAAGGGAAGAACACAAUAAAAUACACCAUGUUAAGGAGUACUGGAAUCAAGGUUGUUGACGAUACCUUCAAAAUUGCAGGCCAACCAUUACGUGAAGCUGCAGAUAUCCGAGAAAACGUGCAGAAUGCCAUAGUCUCCUUUAAGGAAAUAUGUGGCUUAGCUCCCACUGCCAAUCUGACUCAGUGUAUACUGACCCUGUCCUCAAGAUUACAGAACAAUGACAGCACUUCUGCAGUAAUGCUCAACAUGAAGGACAAGUACCCAUAUUUGGAACCCUUUGGGACGGUAUCUGAUGUACAAAAGAAGGUUCUAUCAUCAUAUGACCUGGUAAUACAGGAGACACGGUACCUGAUUGAUGUUGCAGAUACGUUACAUGACAAGAUCGUGCAGUGUCGUAAGUCAGGACUUGAAUUUCAUGAGGAAAUACAUAAUUUAGCAAAAAAGGAGGGUUUGAAGGAGAGCAAGUUAAGUAAAGCACUUGAAAGCUUUGCAUGGAAUAUCACCGUAUUGAAGGGGCAGGGUGAUUUACUGAAAAAUGCUAAGAAUGAAGUGCUGGAGAAUAUGAAGCAAAUCCAAACUGCUUGUAUCUCAUGUGGACUGAGCAAGUCAGGAAGUGGAAGUGCAGAGAUGAAAUCCAAACAAAGUCUUCGGGAAAUACAGAAGAAAGAAAACAGAUAGUAGAAUAAAAGCUUACAUAAUUCCAAAACCAGCCCCAGUAGCUU
Molecule: messenger RNA, 5232 nt
Organism: Carcharodon carcharias (great white shark)
Lineage: Eukaryota; Metazoa; Chordata; Chondrichthyes; Lamniformes; Lamnidae
Gene: plcl1
Product: phospholipase C like 1
Exons: 6
Coding region: 1868-5188 (1106 amino acids)
Biological process (GO): lipid metabolic process; intracellular signal transduction
Molecular function (GO): phosphatidylinositol-4,5-bisphosphate phospholipase C activity
Source: RefSeq, a predicted model, not a curated record